GCACCACCGCCACUACCGCCACCGCCGUGCCUGCCUGGGAGGCGGCGGCCGGCUGGAGCGACUGCUCCAGCGCGUGCGGGCAGGGGGAGCAGACGCGCAACGUGUCCUGCAGCGCCGGGGACGAGGCCCUGUGCGAGGCCAGCAGCACGGACGCGCGCCCGCCGGAGUCGAGGCAGUGCUGGCGGUACGCCGAGUGCGCCUACGAGUGGACGUGCCCGCUGGGGCCGGACCCGGAGACGGGCGAAGGGUGCGGCGUCCAGCGCGCCCUCGUCCUCGCCGCGCUGGCCGCCGCCGCCGCGCUCGGCGCGGCCGCUGCCGGCCUCCUCUGCGCGCGGAGGGGCGGCACGCCCGGCGGCGCGGGCAAGGUGCCCGCGGCGCCGGCCGCCGGCGGGCUCCCGGACGACGGCUCGGCGAGCGGCUACGCGGCGUUCUGCGCGCGGCUGGAGGCGAUGGAGGAGGCGCGCGCCCGCGGCGGCCGGCGGGAGUACCCCAGGCAGCCAGAGGUCCCUCGCGGGUUGGACUUCACGCACCCGGCCGGCGUCGUCGCGGGCGCCUCGCUGGACAGCGCGGCCCUGGACCAGGCGGAAGGCCGGCGGGUCCGCGCCUUCCCGCGGCCGCUCGGCCCAGCCUCGCUGUGA
Messenger RNA from Prorocentrum cordatum, 638 nucleotides. The record is from the annotation of a GenBank genome assembly. NCBI's taxonomy places the organism in Eukaryota, Dinophyceae, Prorocentrales, Prorocentraceae.